Messenger RNA from Apaloderma vittatum (bar-tailed trogon), 2605 nucleotides. RefSeq names its product leucine-rich repeat containing G protein-coupled receptor 6 (gene LGR6). The record is from RefSeq and is a predicted model, not a curated record. Gene Ontology annotation, biological process: G protein-coupled receptor signaling pathway. The annotation marks the transcript as partial. Gene Ontology annotation, molecular function: G protein-coupled receptor activity; protein binding; protein-hormone receptor activity. Gene Ontology annotation, cellular component: membrane. NCBI's taxonomy places the organism in Eukaryota, Metazoa, Chordata, Aves, Trogoniformes, Trogonidae. The transcript is spliced from 16 exons.
GCGCCUCUCUGGAAACCAGAUCUCCAGGAUCCCAGGGGAAGCUUUCUCUGGCCUCUACAGCCUGAAGAUUCUGAUGCUGCAGAACAAUCAGCUGAGUCGCAUCCCUGCAGAGGCACUGAGAGAUCUUCCAAACCUCCAAUCUCUACGCCUGGAUGCGAACCUUAUCUCCGUGGUGCCCGAGAAGAGCUUUGAGGGGCUGCUCUCGCUGCGUCACCUGUGGCUGGACGAUAACGCCCUGACCGAGAUCCCUGUCCAAGCUCUGAACCACCUGCCGGCGCUGCAAGCCAUGACCCUGGCCCUCAACCAGAUCUGGCACAUCCCCGAUUACGCCUUCCAGAACCUCAGCAGCCUCGUGGUGCUGCACCUGCACAACAACCGGAUCCAAAGCCUGGGAGCCAACGGGUUUGAUGGGCUGCACAACUUGGAAACCCUGGAUCUAAACUACAAUGAGCUGCUGGAAUUCCCUGGGGCUAUCAGGACGCUGGGCCGACUGCAGGAGCUCGGUUUUCAUAACAACAACAUCAAAGCUAUUCCAGAGAACGCAUUUGCUGGGAAUCCCCUGCUCCAAACAAUCCAUUUUUAUGACAAUCCCAUCCAGUUUGUUGGACAGUCUGCUUUCCAGUACUUGCCAAAGCUCCACACUCUGUCACUCAAUGGUGCAACGGACAUCAGAGAAUUCCCAGACCUUAAAGGCACCACCAGCCUAGAAGUUUUGACUUUGACCCGAGCAGGCAUCCGUUUACUGCCCAGAGGGAUGUGCCAGCAGCUGCCCAGCCUCCGAAUCCUAGAACUGUCACACAAUCAAAUUGAAGAUCUGCCCAGUUUUCACCGGUGUCAGCGCCUGGAGGAGCUUGGUCUCCAGCACAACAGGAUCCAUGAGAUCAGAGCAGACACCUUUGUGCAGCUGAUGGCCCUGCGCUCCAUAGACCUCAGCUGGAAUUACAUCCAGUUUAUUCACCCUGAAGCCUUUGUGACCCUGCACUCACUCACCAAGCUGGACCUGACUGAUAACCAGCUGGUCACGCUGCCUCUCGAUGGUUUGGGUGGACUGACCCAUCUGAAGCUCCAAGGCAACCCAGCGCUCUCCGAGCCCUUCACCAAGGAGAGCUUCCCCAAAAUGAGAGUCCUUGAGGUACCUUAUGCCUACCAGUGCUGUGCCUAUGGAAGCUGUAGCAGCCUCUUCAAGAUGUCCAGCCAAUGGGAGGAGGCAGAAGACUUGAGCCCUGAGGAGGAGGAUCCCCACAAGAGGACCAUGGAAUUGUUUCCAGGUCAUGCUGACAACCACUAUGACCUAGAUGUGGAUGACCUCCAGCUGGACCUUGAGGAAUCAAAGCUGCACCCCACUAUUCAGUGCACGCCAAGCCCCGGUCCCUUCAAGCCUUGCGAUCAUUUGUUUGAGAGCUGGAUCAUCCGCCUCGGUAUCUGGGUCAUCGUUCUGGUCUCGGUGCUCUGCAAUGGGCUGGUCAUCCUGGCUGUCUUUGCCUCUCCCAGCUACCUCUCUCCAGUGAAGUUCAUCAUCGGCUCCAUCGCUGGAGCCAACAUGCUGACCGGCAUUUACUGCAGCAUGCUGGCUCUCGUCGACGCCCUGACCUACGGCCAGUUCGCCAAAUACGGUGCCAGAUGGGAGAUGGGUGCAGGCUGCAGAGUGACAGGAUUCCUGUCGGUGUUUGCCUCUGAGGCCACCAUCUUUCUUCUGACGUUGGCUGCCGUGCAGUGCAGCAUUUCAGUCUCCUGCUUGCGGAGCUAUGGAAAGUCACCUUCCUUAGGCAAGAUCAAGGCUGCUGCAUUUUGCUGCCUGUUAUUGUCCUCCGUGGCCGCCGUUCUGCCUCUCUUCUCCAUCGGGGAAUAUGGAGCAUCCCCUCUUUGCCUCCCGUAUCCCAUCCCAGAUGGGAAAUCCACCACCCUGGGCUUCACUGUGGCCUUGGUGAUGACAAACAUGCUCUGUUUCCUGACUAUCACAGCCACCUACAUCCGACUCUACUGCAACCUGCUGAAGGGGGAGUUCAGCGCGGUCUGGGACUGUGCCAUGGUCAAGCAUGUGGCCUGGCUGAUCUUCACCAACUGCCUACUCUACUGCCCAGUAGCCUUCCUCACCUUCUCCUCCACACUAAACCUCUUCCUCAUCACCCCAGAGGUCAUCAAAUCUGUCCUCCUUGUGGUCCUGCCCCUGCCCGCCUGCCUGAACCCCUUGCUCUACCUGCUUUUCAACCCCCACUUCAGAGAUGACCUCCGCCUGCUGAGGCAGAAGGGCCAGGAAAAGGGGAGCUACAGUCAGUCCUGUGGGGCCGAUGACAUGGAAAAAAGCUCCUAUGACUCCACCCAGGCUCUGGUGAGCUUCUCCGACAUUGACCACAUAUUUGAGACACCUGAUUCCCUGGGAGUGCACCCCGUCCUUGACCGCUACAGCUUCCCCUCCAUGACGCUCAUUCCCUGCCAGCAAAGGGCAGGCACCAGGGGGAAGGAGAGGGGAUUCUCAGAGCAUUGUCCCUGCCUCAGUGACAGUGAGGUGCUGAUCACUUCAGAGAGCCGAGAUCUGGCCAGCAGCAGCCUUCGGAUAACCUUCUUCCCCUCCUCGCCCACACCACGCUACACAUCUCAUUUAUAA